Molecule: messenger RNA, 5106 nt
Organism: Cuculus canorus (common cuckoo)
Lineage: Eukaryota; Metazoa; Chordata; Aves; Cuculiformes; Cuculidae
Gene: CMTM6
Product: CKLF like MARVEL transmembrane domain containing 6
Exons: 4
Coding region: 56-604 (182 amino acids)
Cellular component (GO): membrane
Source: RefSeq, a predicted model, not a curated record
CCCUGCCGCCGCCCUUUUGCUUUCGCUUUGCCGCCGGCUGCGCCGCCGCUCGGCCAUGGAGAACAGCGCCGUCUACAACGAGACCACCGAGCCGCAGGUCAAGGCGCCCCGACGGCCCCUCGGCUGCACCGCGCGGCGCCUGCGGGGGUGGCGCUUGCCGCUCAAAGCGCUGCAAGCGAUUCUCUCUCUUGUGGCCGUUGUCUGUGAAGAAAUUGUGGAGGUUUGUAUCAAGUGUGAAGGCCUUUACUUCUUUGAAUUCACAAGCUUCAGUGCCUUUCUUUUGAGCCUCCUGAUCCUGGGCGUGUAUUGCACUCAGGUGUAUGAAACACUCGGUGAAGAUAAAGUUCAGAAAGUGAAUUUUUGGGCCGUGCUAGCCAUAGGUGUCUUUUUUCUGUUAGCAUCUAUAGUGCUUGCUGCGACCAUCUCUGGAACUGCUGUUGAAAAAUCUGCAUCUGUGUUCGGAUUUCUUGCAAGUGGUGCAUUUUUAGCUGAAUUUAUUGUAGAAUAUUUUCACAAUCGGAAACAAAACGUCAGUGGACGCCCUGAAAAUCCUGCCAACACUCAGAGUGCCACAGAAAAUCAGCCUUUGAAUAAGCAAAGCUAACUUUCUGGAUUUUUUUUUUUUUUUUUCUGAAUGGAGCAAACUAAAAUGAACUUUUAAUGCACUGUAGGUAACAACUUCUGUCUCUUCAUUCUUACCAAUUUUGUAUGCAUUGCUCAUCACAAUUUUUUAUAGAUCCUUAGGUCAAGUAAUGGCAUCUUGAGCAUCAUAUGCUAAGGUUACUGGUCCUGCUUAAUAACUGGUCCUGCCACCCAUGCAGGUGAAAUACACUAAAAACACUUGUGUCCGAAUACAUUAACUUAAGGACAACAGUGAUUUUGAUUUUGAUAGAGGUGACUAAUAAAGGUUACUGUGUGAUGCAUACAUUUUUAGUGAUACCUUAAAGAUAUUUUCUGUAUAAAUGGACCAGAUAUUUCUGUUACAAGUUAUGAAUUAGUAGAGCAAAUAUCAGUUUUGUACACACUGGUCAAGCUGUGGAUGUAAAAGGGAUACCUAAAUGGACCCUUACAGAAAUGCUUAUCCUUACGUAAGGGGUUUUGUUUUGAUUACUCAUAUGUCUCAGUUCUGUCUGUGGAGAUCAGUUUAAUGGAGUACCGAGUGUGGGGGUUUUAUGGGGACAGUAAUGUAAUGGUAUAUUAAGGAUAUAAUUUUGUACCCCAUGAAUGUCAGCGUUUGGACUUGUAUGCCAGAAUCUUCUUUCCAAUUGUUUUGGAAGCUGUAGAAGUUGCAGGAAGAAAGCUGAAAAGCCAGCUGUGAGGAGAAAAAUAUAAAGAAUAAAUAUUUUCAUGAAGUAACCCAAAAGUGGCAAUCUGAACAUCAAUGGAUUAGAUGUUAGAGCACAUUAGUACUGUCCUGAUGAAUAUUACUUGCAAAGUCGAUACCAUAUGGAGCUUGUUUACGCAUAAAUAAUGUUAAAUUUUGGCAAAACGGUCAUGGACCACACCAUUUUCUUUGUUUAUAAAUAUGCCACUAGCUUGAGACUUCUUGCUGCUGACUAGCUGAGUUGGUAAACAGGUAAAUAAGCACUUGUACCUUUGAUUUGUCUUAAAAGUGACAGGCUGUAAGACUGCAAGAAACAACUGAUGCAACACGUAUCAGACAAGUGAUGGAUGUAUCAGACCAGAUGUUGAUGGCUGUAAAAGAAAUGAAGUAGUGAAAAGGCAUUUUUCAGAUGCCAGAGGUAGAAGCAAGACUGCUAGACCUCACUUAAGAUGAAAGCCUUCAAAAGUAGAGCAAAUUGCUGUAAGCCAGGAGAUGUUCCAAAAUACCAAAGCAAACGAGAAAAAGCUGAUUGUGCAAAAAACAAUUCCUGUCUGAGUGCUCAUGACAUGUGCUAUAUCUUCCAGGCAUUAACUCCAUUUCAUCAAUACCGUAGCCUGACAAUUUAUAGCCCUGUAACCUGUUGUGGCAGCAAUGAGACUAAGCCCUCCAGAAACUGGCUGGGCAGGCUGUAUUUGGAAAAGGAUGAGGAAGCUGUUCUAAGACGAAAGACUGUAAAAGAAGAUCAGAGUUCUUUUUAGUGCUGCCACUUGUUGAUGAAUGUGAGUUUGUGAUGUUCUCUCUCUAAACUCCAAGGCUUAAGCCUGACACUACACUGCUUGGAGGACGUAAAAUUUUGAUGGGUGGUGUGAAGCAUCAAGUUUAAGCUGUAGCUUGGUUUCAGAGCCAUGCAUAAAAGACCUCAUUUCCAUCAUAGAAUUUCCUGCUUUGUUAAGAAGAAAUGCUCUUUGGACUGGCAUUUUUCUGGGUUUUUUUUCCUUUUUUUUUACCCCUGUAUUUAUUAGUGUUCAUUUGCACUAAAACCUGAUCUCAGUCUAAGUGUAGGGAGCUUGCUGUAGCUGUCUCUGAAAACUGGGUAGAUUAGAUACUUUUAUUUACAAGCAAUGUUACCGAUUAUAAGAAACUUGUCAUAUCUCUGCUAUGAUUUGCAAUGUCUUACUUCAGGGAUUGUGUCCAUAUCUAUGAUUAACAUUCUAAGGGAGGGUUGAGAGAUUUUUUUAAUUGCCCAGGAUUCCACUGAAUUUGUUUUCACAUUAAAAUGUCUGUAGUCUCUAAAUCUUGAUCUGUAAUUAAAAGCUGUAAAUAUACUGUAGGAGUAAGAAUGUGCUGCUAAUAUUUAUUAAGCAAUGCAAUACCAUGAUGGGACUUUUAUCUUGAGGUAAUUUUUCUUGUAAUUUUUCUCAGGUUAAGAAUAUGUGAAGAGAGUUCUGGGUUUUGGUUGCUUUUUCUAUAGACUUUUGCCCUCCUGAGUGCUUUGUUAUUGUUGUCCGCUCCUGACUUGGAGAUACUGGUACUGAAAAGGAUAUGUAAAGUAUCUGUAGAGUCAUCUCUCUGCCUUGACCUCUCUUGACCUGUCUAUGAUAGCUACUGCUGAUAACUUCACAGAGAAACUGAAAUACAGAGCAAGUUAUUUUUAUGAAGCAGUGCCACAAGGAGCUGGUGUCAGAAGAAGCGAUUCUGACAAAGAUGUCCUGACUGCUAUUAGGCCUUUUUGAAACAAAUACUGCCAACCUUUGCAGAACGGUUUGAUGGAUCCUCCUACUACAUACCCGCUGGCAUCCCUGGCACGUCUGGGUUUUUUAGAGUGACGGAGUUUUGACAUAUUUUUCAUUUUCAUUUUAGCUGUUCCGAGUAAGUAGUUUAUACCCAUUCUCUCACCAACUGACUCAUCCACGUAUAGAUUUGAGGAUCAGGUUCCAUCUCUGACCGAAAGGGACACAAGCAUUUCCAUUAGCUAAUGAAAAUGACAAACAAUAGUCUUUGGGAAACUGGUUAGUUGUUUCCCUCUGUGUCACAGGAGAUUACUAAUAGGAGAGUCCUGCAAUUCUUUACAACAAUGCGUAUUGCUCCACUCCAGAUACUGUUUAUCUGCCAUUAAUCUGUCACAUAGCAGUUAAAUGCUACAAGCAAGUCACAUAUUGGUUAGAAGUUUAAGGCAAUUGCUAAAUUAUUGCUUUCAAUCCAGUUAUUGGCUAACAAAGCAGUUUCUGCAUGGUGGUAUAUAUUAUAGUAGGCUGCAUAGCAGACUUGUAAGUAUGAGAUGUUCUUUUUGUUCUGUUUUCAGAUGGUCAAGGAGCAGGUUUGCUAGUGCGUAUGCUGUUCUCUGGUUCUGUGAAGUUGUUUCUUUAACUGCUUUAUCAGCUUCCUAAGAUAAAGGGGCAGGUGUGUGUCCCUCCGAAAUCCUCUGCCCUCCCAGGCUAGGUGGGGGAAGAGACUCCCUUGGGGCUGCACGGACUGGUCUCCUGCAGUCCUGAAAUACCCCCUUUGAUGCUUCUAGUUUCAGAUUCAGGCUUUGAAUGUGUCUGUCUUUUAAUUAGACUGAUCCCAGAGGAUGGUGUUGGAGCUGGAUUAAACGUCUGGUUUUGCAGGAGCUCUGAACGUGCGGUUGGAUGUCUCUUACCCCUCCCAUGCCCUGUCAGCAAAGCGGUUUGCUUGUUUCCCAGCCUGCUUCUGAUGAAGUCAGCCUACUUUAUUUAAACUAGCUAUUCAAAUUGCUUACAUUAAGGUGGCUGAUUUUGACUGAAGUGAAUUAGGGAUUGUUCAGGGGAGUGGUGGGAGCUCUGGCAGAAGUGCUGUUACAAUUAACUGUCUUAAAUUUCUUCUUCUGUUUGCAAAGUAACCAUCUCUGUAGCAUCUUAACUGGUAGUAAAACCUAGGGAAGAAAGCAGCUGGCCCCGUACAUUUCUCUGGGGAUUAUCUUCUCCCUUUUUCACUGUGGUGUUUGGCAGUGGCGUUGAGAGCCUGCUCAGACACAUUAAAAGCUUUCCUCUUUUCCAGCUGAGCCCUUAAUACUUAAUGACUCUGCACCCACUUUCAGGUUUGGUUGACAGUGCCUUGAGAAUGAGUGGAAAGGAUUUUCCAGGAUGUAUGAGCAGUUGUUGUUAAGUGGCUGGAUUGUGAGCUUCUGCUCUGAAAAUCUGCAUGGGCUUCAUAAAGGUUGUGAAUGUUACCAGUGCCCUUUGGUUCUAAAUAUGUGAAGGAGUUGUGCCUUAGUGCUUGUACUCUUUGCCUAAAAAUAGCAGGGAAGGGUUGUGGUCUGUCACAAUUAAUUUUCACCUUUGCACCCUCCAACACAGUUCUCAGAGCUCUGCACGAGAUAUUUCUGCAUAAUGGCUAUUGUGGUGAUCCUUUUUUCAAACAGCUGCAAUAAAAAUACCAACCUUUCUACACUGACGGGAAAUAGUUUGUGAAGUUUUUGAAAGGUUACAUAAGAUUGUAAUGAAUCAAGAUGCUGGAGUGCCUUUAAGAUCAAAAUUUAUCUUUGUUUUAGUCUAUUGCUGUAAACAUAAGCAGCUCUUUAGAUAUUAAAUUUUCUGCUGUUCAGAACUAUCUCACUUUUAGUACCUUUGAGAAUUUAAGUGACUUUUAAUGAUUAUUAAAUCGAGAUGAUAAUACAGUAGUUUUAUAUAUAUAAAAUAAAAAUUUUAUACAGUUUUAUUGCCAGUGUUGCCUUGAGUUUCCAUUUAAAUAAUUUUGAAAUGCUUAAAUAUUUUUUCCAUUCUAAACCUGUGGUCUUUUUUUUAAUGUAUUACCCUUUUUUUAGU